CCAGGUUGCGGCGUCCCUCCCCUGCAUCCAAAGAGAAGCUAGCCUCUGAUUCGGCACCGUUGUCAUACCCAGAGCAGAAAUGGAAGAUUCCAACAUUUUUCGGUAGAACUGUGUGUUGAACAUCCUGGGAAGGAGAUGGAAUGUACAGAAUACUCUGGGCAGGAGAUGGACCAUCCUGGACAAUCUGACCAUGAGAGUGACCACACAGAACACCCUGGGAAGGAGAUUGGCCACACAGAACAUCCUGGGAAGGAGAGUGACCAGACAGGACACCUUGGGAAGGAGAGUGACAGCAGGGAGACCCAGACAACAGACAUGGGCCUGCAGCAGGAAACGUGUGAUGUGAACUUUCCCCGACCUGACAACACAUUAACCUCACAGGUACAGGAGAGCAGAGGCAAUAAAGCAAGGCAUGUGGUUAACCAAACUGGUGAGAAACCCUACAUGUGUGGGGAUUGUAGGUACAGGACAGGUAACAAGUCUCAUCUAGCCGAACAUUUGAGAAUUCAUACAGGAGAGAAACCCUACAAGUGUGGGGAGUGUGAGUACAGAGCAACAACAAAUUCUAGCUUAUCUAAACAUAUGAGAACUCAUACGGGAGAGAAACCCUACAAGUGUGACCAGUGUGACUAUUCGGCUGCAGUGAAAUCUCAUUUGAAUCAACACCAGGUAACACACACUGGUCAAAAACCCUACAUGUGCGAGAAGUGUGGUUACAGGGUGGCUCAAAAGUGUGACUUAUCCAGACAUAUGAGAACCCACACAGGAGAGAAACCUUACAAGUGUGACCAGUGUGACUAUGCCUUUGCAAACAAAUUCGAUUUGGACAAGCACGUAAGAAAACACACCGGUGAGAAACCCUACAUGUGUGGGGAGUGUGGGUACAGGGCAGCCCAAAAAUCUACCUUAUCCCGACACAUGAAAACACAUACAGGAGAAAACCCCUACAAGUGACUAUAUUCUGUUGUAAGAAAGCACACCAGUAAAAUGACCUAAAUGUGCAAAGUGUGCUGGAACAAGGCAACUCCAAUGUCCAAAAAGCCAAGCAUAUAAGAACCCACAGAGAAGAAAACCAUAUAAGUAUUAUCAGUGUAACAACUUUGCAGCUAGGAAAUUUCAUCUAUUUUUUAUGUAUACGAAAGAAACUAAAUCUACAAGUGUGACAAUUGUACAGCAAUAGUUCCUUGAUCUCCAUGUCAUGCGGCGGGUAGUCAGCUUGAUCUUUUUAAACUGUAAGAGCUCAUACAGGCGACAGAUAUAGAAGUUUAUUUUGAACUGCAGCUAGGUGUCGUUGCUAACAAUGCAGUCCCAAACGUAAAAUACAACCACAUACAUAGAUAUAGGCAAAACUCUAUAUAUGUAGGUACAACAGAUAUAGUUACACCUAAAACUCUAUAGAUGUAGGUACAAUAGAUAUAGUCACACCUAAAACUGCAUAGAUGUAGGUUUUGUACCUAAGAUAGUAGCCAUGAUAGAUGUGCUCCUGUCUUUUGUGUUGACCGCUUAUUUGUUUAUAACAUUUAUGUAAGAAAGCCUUUUUGAAAUCGGACUGUAAAGAUAAUAUAGAUGUAGGUUUUAGCCUUGAGAUAGUUUCGAUACGAUCUUUGUUUUCUUUUUAUCUAAUGUACACAUGUCGGUAUUAACUUGAAUACUGGAAUAUUUUUGACACUGGUAUAUUUAGUUGCUUUAGUCGAUCUACUUUAUUAGAUAGAAUGAUCUAACCUUUACAAUUAUUUAGUUUUUACGUACCGAUGUGUAUGCUAUACAUGAUACAUGUUUGUACACAUGUAUUCGUAGUGUUUAAGCUUAUAGGAAUAUAGAUGAUACUGACAUGUUUAAAGCAUAAUUUUGGUAACGCUAACUCAAACUAA
Branchiostoma floridae (Florida lancelet) is the source of this 1871-nucleotide messenger RNA. Its product is annotated as zinc finger protein 525-like. Gene Ontology annotation, biological process: regulation of transcription by RNA polymerase II. Bases 136 to 954 code for a protein of 272 amino acids. Lineage: Eukaryota; Metazoa; Chordata; Leptocardii; Amphioxiformes; Branchiostomatidae. The transcript is spliced from 2 exons. Gene Ontology annotation, cellular component: nucleus. The record is from RefSeq and is a predicted model, not a curated record. Gene Ontology annotation, molecular function: RNA polymerase II transcription regulatory region sequence-specific DNA binding; DNA-binding transcription factor activity, RNA polymerase II-specific.